AUGCCUGUUGCAGAUGUCUGUAAACUCGGGACUUGUCCACUCGAAUAUGGAAUGGUACAUUACCAUCCUACUCUUUUUGGAAAUGUAUUUUACCUCGGAAUAUUUGCUGCUCUUCUUAUCAUUCACAUCAUGCAACUAUGGCGUUGGAAAGCAUGGAGUUUUUCGUGCUGUAUGCUUACCGGUCUUGUCCUCGAAAUAAUUGGUUAUCUUGGCAGAAUUCAGAUGCAUUAUGAUCCCUACCUGAUUUGCGUAACAACCGCGCCCGUUUUCUUUACAGCAUCAAUAUACAUGACCUAUUCUCGCAUACUUCUCCACUAUGGGCCACAUUUGUCGAGAUUUAGCCCCAAGGCCAUCUCUGUCACUUUCAUGGCUGCCGACUGGGUUGCACUUAUCCUCCAAGCAGCUGGUGGAGCGAUUGCAGAUACCGCUGCGACAAAAGCCGGGAUGAACAGUGGGACAAAUAUCUUGGUCGCAGGGUUGAGCUUUCAAGUAUUUGGCUUGACCCUGUUUAUGAUAACAGUUGUAGAGUAUGCCUCCAAAGUAAGUGGGGAGAGAACUCGAAGACAAGCAGCAAACUGGGCGGCAGGCGAAGAUGAAAUAGGGGCAAGCGAAAGAAAAAUGAGGUAUCUCUGCUAUGGUAUGUUAAAUUCCGACUUUUGUUUCUUAAUCGUUUUAAUAUUUCAUCACCUCCAUUGUCCCGAACAUCCGACUUACAAUUCCCUUAUAAAUCCUCUUCAAAUCUCCGCCUUAAACUGGAGACUAACCGCACGACCUGAUGUGCUUGCAGGUCUUACUGUGGCAACUGUCCUCAUCCUUAUUCGUUCAAUAUUCCGUGUGGCCGAACUUGCUAAAGGAUUUCAGUCGAAGCUUGCCAAUGAAGAGAUUCCUUUCAUGAUAAUCGAGGGAGCAGUUAUGAUAUCGGCAACCACAAUUAUGACGAUAUUUCACCCCGGAUUAAUUAUCAAGGGGAAGUGGAAAGAAUCCGGUUGGGAAUUGAAGGGAUGGAAGAAUGGGCGAAAUUGA
Molecule: messenger RNA, 1023 nt
Organism: Botrytis byssoidea
Lineage: Eukaryota; Fungi; Ascomycota; Leotiomycetes; Helotiales; Sclerotiniaceae
Exons: 2
Coding region: 1-1023 (340 amino acids)
Cellular component (GO): plasma membrane; fungal-type vacuole
Source: RefSeq, a predicted model, not a curated record